Messenger RNA from Lodderomyces orthopsilosis Co 90-125, 1476 nucleotides. It is a transcript of the gene ATG15, whose product is annotated as triglyceride lipase. The coding region runs from base 1 to 1476 and encodes 491 amino acids. The record is from RefSeq and is a predicted model, not a curated record. NCBI's taxonomy places the organism in Eukaryota, Fungi, Ascomycota, Pichiomycetes, Serinales, Debaryomycetaceae. Gene Ontology annotation, molecular function: glycerophospholipase activity. Gene Ontology annotation, biological process: neutral lipid catabolic process; macroautophagy; multivesicular body membrane disassembly. The transcript has a single exon.
AUGCCAACUAUGACAUUAGAAAAACGUGGCAAAGACAAUAAUCUACAGAAGAUGCCGCCUAUGAGAUAUUUUUGGUGGGGGCUACUAUCAACAAUUUUAGCAUCAUUAGCAUGGAUUAGAUUUCUGUCCAAAUACUACACAACAGUCAUAGUGCUACCUCCCACCACAAAAGAUGACUAUAGUGAAAACUCAUUACAGUUGAAACAUAUUUUUCAUCAUGGCGUUGGUCCUGAACAGUAUAUGGUACAUAAACGUCUAGACGUAACUCCAGAGUACCUAGCCAAACACGAAGCCUACUUUACCUCACUAAAUGAGAAUUUACAGAUUGAGCUGGAUGAAGAAUCCGACUGGCCAAAGGUCCAUCAUGGAAAAAACCCAUUUGAGAUAAAGUUACCCUUCAAGCAACAACAAAAUAAAGCUAGAAGACUUAAAGAACGAAAUACGCCAGGGUUUAUAGACUCCUACCUAGAUUACGCCAGGUCUGUCAACGGUGACGCAAAAAUCCUCAAUCGGAUCAAUUUAGAAUGGGUUGAUGAUGACGUCCUGGUGCCAAACAUAACUGACCGUGAUACUGUGGUCUCCUUGGCCACGAUCGCAUCUAAUGCAUAUGUACGCUUCCCCAAAGAUGACGACGAAAAGAAGAAAUCUGACUGGAUAGAUGUUGGAGGAUGGGAUCCGGAUGAGGAAAACCACGACAUCAAUUUUGGUUGGGAUUAUGAUGGAUUGCGGGGACACGUAUUCGUUAGUUCUGAUAACAAAACAGUUGUAAUUGGCAUAAAGGGAACCUCGGGUGCGGGUCUACCUGGAGGUGGUAGUGAUGAAACGCAAGGAAAUGAUAAAACUAACGACAACUUAUUAUUCUCUUGUUGCUGCGCAAGAGUCGGAUAUUUAUGGACUACUGUUUGCGAUUGCUAUGAAAAAACAUACACAUGCAAUCAAGAUUGCUUAGAGAAGGAGUUGCGUAGAAAAGACAGAUACUACGAGGCAGCAUUAGACAUUUAUAAAAAUGUCACCAAAUUGUAUCCACCUGAAACAACUGAAAUCUGGGUUACAGGUCACUCGCUUGGAGGUGCAUUAGCUAGCUUAUUGGGUCGUACAUAUGGGCUACCGGUAGUAGCAGUUGAAGCCCCAGGAGAGAUGCUUGCUUCCAAACGAUUACAUUUACCAUCUCCUCCAGGACUUCCAAAGCAUUUGGAACACAUUUGGCACAUUGGAAAUACUGCCGAUCCUAUUUACAUGGGGGUUUGCAAUGGAGCAUCAAGUAGCUGUAGCUUAGCAGGCUAUGCUAUGGAGACUGCAUGCCACACUGGCUAUCAAUGUGUUUAUGAUGUGGUCACCGAUAAAGGAUGGCGUGUCAAUUUGUUAAAUCACAGAAUUCACACGGUCAUUGAUGAGAUAAUAUUGACGUACAAUGAAACAGCCAAAUGCGUGGAGCAAGCACCUUGUCGAGAUUGCUUUAACUGGAGAUUUGUAUAA